ACAACCUGCCAUUCUAUCAGAUGCAUUGUGCCUGAUCUCUGUCUACCUAGAACUGGAAAGUAGUUUCCCCAAACUGACACAGAGAGCUAAGCCUGUAAGCAUGGCAGGAGGAGAAAUCGGUUCAUUUCUACUGCUGGCUUCUGUGACUAUCGUCUCAGGAACAAAUUAUUGUGGUAUCAGAGGUCCACCAGGAUUACCUGGACCAAGAGGCCCGCCAGGACAAAAAGGUAAAACGAAUAGGGGUCCCCCAGGCAUGCCUGGAUUAGAUGGACAGCCAGGACCACCAGGAGAAACCUAUGCAGGAAAACCAGGAAUACCAGGAAUACCAGGAUCAAAAGGUGAAGAAGGACUUUGUGGAGAAAUUGGUGACAUAGGACCUCAAGGAUUACAAGGACAGGAUGGUCCACAGGGACCACUUGGUACUCCCGGUGUGAAUGCAAUAUCAAAAAGUGGUGAGUCAGGUUCCCAAGGACCACCAGGUUCUCCAGGACCUAAAGGCGAAAGUGGAAUAAAUGGAGAACCAGGGUUUCCAGGUUUGCCUGGAGAAAAAGGCAGCAUUGGGAUUGGCCUUCCUGGAAUCACAGGAGAAAAGGGCUAUCCAGGACCACAGGGCAUUUCAGGACCUUCUGGAGAAAGAAUUGCAGGGACAACAGGUAUUCCUGGUAGUCUUGGCAGAGUGGGAGAGAAAGGUGAUGUAGGAAGCUCUGGUGAACCUGGAAUGCCAGGUCUGCCUGGUGAAAGAGGAAUACAAGGUCCUUCUGGGAUUUCAAUCUCAAUAGCAGGAGCAAAUGGCAAACAAGGUGUUUCUGGGCUUCCUGGGAUAAGGGGUCCUCCAGGCCCAAAGGGUGUCAGGGGUAAACCGGGCUCACCAGCUAUCGGAGGACCAGGUUUGCCAGGUAUAAAGGGUGAUCACGGCCCUGGGGGGUUUAAUGGUAAUACUGGUGAGAAAGGGGAUCCAGGAGUAGAUGGAGAAUUCGGUAUUGCAGGGCCCAAAGGAGCACCAGGGUCAAUGGGUCCAGUGGGAGAGCAAGGUUUCUUAGGCCCAAUUGGCAAUCCAGGGCCUUCAGGAGAUCCUGGAGAAAUGGGGCUGCAAGGAAUUCCUGGAUUACCAGGUGAGGAAGGACCACCAGGUUCUCCUGGAAUAGCAGGGAUUCCAGGAGAAGAAGGUAUCCGAGGGCCACAAGGACAACGAGGACCACCUGGUCCACAGGGUGAUAAAGGAUCCAGAGGUAGAUCUGGUGAGUUAGGAAUAAAAGGCCUUCCUGGUUCUCGAGGGCCUUUUGGUCAACGAGGUGCUAAAGGAUCAGAGGGACCUCGUGGAAACAUUGGUGAUCAAGGUUUAGUUGGGCCUCGAGGUCCUCCAGGGCGAAAAGGAAUCCGAGGAGAUGCAGGCCCACCUGGUCCACCAGGACGAUCCAACCUUUUCCCAUUUGGAACUCUGUUUAAGGAAGCAGUUGGUGAUGUGGAAAUACAGGGAUCACCAGGACCUCAAGGCCCCCCUGGCCCAUCAGGACCACUAGGCCCUCCAGGUCCACCAGGUCCAGCUGGGGAAACAAAUAUACAGUCCAGCAGUUACCCUACAUUACAAUGGGUAUCAGGGAUGUUUAAUACUGGGCAAGGCUUUAAAGCCACUCUCUCUACACCAUACUCAACAGCAGGGUUACCAAUAGUUUUUGACAGAAUACAAUACAAUCAAGCCAAUAUCUAUGAUCCAGAAACAGGAGUCUUUACAUGUCAGGUACCCGGCAUUUACUAUUUCUCAUAUCAUGUCCAUAUCAAAGGCAGAAGUGUUCAAGUUGCAUUAUAUAAAAAUGACAAACCAAUUCUGUACACGUAUGAUGACUACGAAGAAAGAAAAAUCGAUCAAGCCUCAGGGAGUGUUGUGCUAGAGCUUCAAGAAGUAGAUAAAAUAUAUUUACAGUUGCCUUUUGAAAAGUUUAAUGGUUUAUAUUCCUCCAGAAUAAUGCAGUCAUCCUUCUCAGGAUUUCUGAUUCACCGAACAAAUCCAAUGCAAUAGGUAGAGUUGUGAGUUGCUAAUCUCAGUGAGUGUACAACAUGACAUUUUGAAUGAUGAUAAAGAAUUUGUGAUCAGUUAUUUUAAAAAAAACUUUAAAAAAUAUACAGGUCUGCAGGAAAGGACAGAUUAAUAAAUCAUCAAGGUAUCUCUUAAUGAGUAACGUCUUUAUCUGACGACCUAUUACCUUUUUUGCUGGAAUUAUCUGGUAGAUUAAUUUAGUUUGAACAAAAUAAUGCUGUUUUGCGCAAUGAAUCAGUGUCAUGUGCAUGCUUCUGAAUACAUUAAGGAUACUUGUUGGAAAGCUAUUGAAUGUUAACUUCUCUGUCAUAUGUGAAGAGAAAUCAAAAAGAAAUCACGCCUAACUUAAAUUCCAUGUUCAGAAGUAUAAUACCAAACACACAACAAAUCUUACAAAAUAUGUAAGUAUAUGUUUUGUUGCAUUCUUGACAAAGGAAUUGCAUUCUCUUUCAUUAUAAAUAUGGAAAAGGGUUUUAAUAUCUCCAACAUCAUCAUGUGAAGUUGCUUUUGUCAUGAAUUGUAUACAG
Messenger RNA from Pristis pectinata (smalltooth sawfish), 2562 nucleotides. RefSeq names its product collagen alpha-1(X) chain-like. Gene Ontology annotation, molecular function: protein binding. Lineage: Eukaryota; Metazoa; Chordata; Chondrichthyes; Rhinopristiformes; Pristidae. The coding region runs from base 101 to 2017 and encodes 638 amino acids. The transcript is spliced from 3 exons. The record is from RefSeq and is a predicted model, not a curated record.